Anastrepha ludens (Mexican fruit fly) is the source of this 3695-nucleotide messenger RNA. RefSeq names its product protein cramped (gene crm). The record is from RefSeq and is a predicted model, not a curated record. The coding region runs from base 168 to 3317 and encodes 1049 amino acids. Gene Ontology annotation, molecular function: chromatin binding. The transcript has 9 exons. Gene Ontology annotation, biological process: pattern specification process. Gene Ontology annotation, cellular component: nucleus. NCBI's taxonomy places the organism in Eukaryota, Metazoa, Arthropoda, Insecta, Diptera, Tephritidae.
AAAAAAAUAAUAAAAGACAAUAUGCAGAGCUAUCAACGAAACGAAAGUCGAGCGCCAUUUUUGUCAGUUGUCAGCUUCGUGUUUUCGCAAGUGUUUUAAGUGAAAUUUUAUCGUGCGAUUUUGCAAUAAGUCGGUGUUGAGAAUUACUAAAUUUGGUUUCAUCGAAAAUGAGCGCCAAUGCGCUGGGUGGCACUGGGAAUCAGACUGCACUUGCAACUACGACGACGACUGUACCGCCUGUAGAAAAGAGCAUUGAUGAGAUUGUGGAUUCCCUGGAACACACUGAACGAGAAGCAAUUGUCAUAGCCAGCAGUGGCAAAAGCGUCGGUGGCGGAAAAAAUGUCAACGAGCGGAAAUCAAGUGUAGUUGCAUCCGCAAAUGCUGAUGAAAAACUGCGCAAUGGGUUGGAGUCUAAGGUGACUGAACUACUGGGUUCUGUGAUAAUGCAUAAUUGUACUGGCACCCGUGCCAGCGCACGGGUAAUUCAAAAGAUGAAGCAGGAUCAGACGCGGCCUCUAUCACCACCACCAAAUGAACGUGAGCAGCACAAACGCGAUGAGAAAACAAUGCAGAAGACACCGUCGCAAUUGCGCAGCAAUAAGCCGACAUGGACAAAUUUAGAGCGCAAUCACUUUUUUGACGCUUUAAACGAGUUUGGUAAGGACUUCGAGGCGAUUGGCAAUUAUAUAAACACUAAACUGAAACGCAGAAGCUCAGCAGAUGGAGCAUUUAAAACGAAAGAUCAAGUGCGGCAACAUUACUAUCAGACCUAUCAUAAAAUUUGCAAAUACAUAAAAUUCUCCGACGAGGUUAAGAAGCCUGUCCAGGAGUUGUAUGCACUUAUCAAUUACGGUGAAAUGCGAAGGAAGCUUCAGUUUGUUGCUGAUAAGCACUUUAUGAAAUUACGAAAUCUUGUUUAUCAGGGCCACAUAACACUGCGUUGUAAAGGAAAGAACUUACGAAUUAAAACGCCGUCGUGCAAAGCGCUGCGUAGACUGAACCAAUUAGAUGACUCCCUUGAGGACAUUCGUUUGCCUUCGAAAAUAGAAGUGGUUGUUAGCCCCGCCACCAUGGAAGCAUUCGGCCGUGUUCAGACUGUUGCUCAAAAUCCCCGCGUUCGCACCACAGUCCCUCUUCAUAAAAAACUUGUCAAUUUCAUCAAAACGUUUCAAUUAAAAUGGCGAAGCGCUGAACAAAAGCUAGCAGAAGAAGAAUUGAAAUUAUUCCCGCCAGUCACUGCACCUAUACCAAUUCUACAUUCAGCAGAGUGUAAUGGCUCGCAGUCAGCAGAUAAUACAGAGAGACUACCUGCCUUUCAAGAUCCUGAAAUGUGUUUUUUGCCCAAACCAGAUGUGGCUAUACAUCGUCCAUUAUUGAGCAUCACGGAGUACCUUGGUAGUGGAAAUAUCUGUCUGGCAGCUUAUGAGGAACGAAUGGGAGUGAAAGUACGGGGCGAGACACUGUGCCAAGAGCGUGCAGCUAAUAAGAGGCCUCGCACUGAAAGUGGUUCCGAAAAGCGUUCGCCAGAUUCGAAGAAAAAUAAGCAAUUAAGCAGUCCACCUUAUGAAAAACCUGAUUGUGAAGUACACGCUGGUGAUGUAGCUCUUAAAGAGGAGCUUGGCUUGACCCUAGAGCACGAAGUUGCGCCUGCUAAAUGUGAAAGCAGCAGCGAUGAGUUGAGUGACGAGCUGAAUGAGUUGCUCAAUGCUGACAUGGAUGACAAUGUAACGAUAAAGGAAGGUCCCGACAAUUUACCCGAAGAUGUCAAGCCCAAUUUAAAUGAAAGUGAUAUAUCAUAUACAAUAAAUGCAAAUUUGCAUACUUCCAAUCAAAACCAAAUCACUGCCGGUAAUACGACCCGUAUGCGUCGACCUACCAACGCGCGAGGUACCGGACGGUCCAGCGCUCCUAAUUUUAAACCACUUAUCAGCGAGGAAGUUAUACGUCGUAUUAGAAAAGGGUGGACCAUUUCAACUGCAGCUGAUAUUACCAUAGGCGAUCUCUAUGUGGUUCUGGGGCAAGAUUCGAAGCUCGAAUUGGAGUACUACUGGACAGAUAGGCAGCAACAACAGCAGCCGUGUGCAAAUGCUUCUUCCACCAGUAAUACUCUGAACAACGUCAAUAGUGGCAAUAGUAGCUGUAGCAUGACAUUCGGCGGCGGUGGCAGCAAUUCAAACGGUUCUAGUAUUUUCGAGUCCAUGACGCAAUCGGAUACAAAAGUCUUCAUGCAAAAACAGAAUGGUAUGCCAUACAAUCCCAGCGAAUGUAAUGAUUCUGCUUUGCUGAAGUCGCUUUCAACCGCUGGUGUUGCAAAUAAGCUUAAGCAUCUGCUGUUGAUUGCCAAUCUGAGCGAGAGAAUGCGCAAACGGCAGUGUUCUUGUGGACACAUAUGCGAUCGUAAUGUAGCCAAAACAAGACUCGAACGAAACUUGGCCACGAAGACUUAUGUAUCUACGAAAACUUUUUCAACAAAUAACCCUAACGAAAGCAAUAACAUUUUUCGGCAACCGGUGGUGCCUAUACGACGACCACUCUUCAAUAUGGAUGGUGUGAAACAAAUAAAUCCAGUCUCUCGUCAAAGGCAGUCGAUGCGUCAAGUGCUGGUACAACGUAUGCUGCUACCGGGUGGCAGUACCACAAAUCAGACGUACGAUGUUUUGAACGUUAAAAAUUUUGAUAAGUCUCAAAAAAUGCCUGAAAAAGCAGUAGAUACUUCAGAAAGUGCUGUCGUAGAAUCUCGUGCGACCCAACAAAACGACUUGCCUGCACAAAACACAGGCUCACAAACUUCAGUAGCGCAUGUAAUACAUAACAAUCAGACUUCAAUCAGGACUUCCAACCAUAAUUCAAGUACGAACGCCUCUGACAUUGCCGAUGCAGCUCGGUGUGCGGAACAGACUGACAGAAACCUGGACAACUACGCGUCGACUUCCAAGGCUUGUCAAAUUAACAAUGUUGCGGCUGCUGUCACGGACGUUGAUGACAUUUAUGAAUCCUGCGCUGUGAACAAUGCAGACAUAUCGAUUUCAUCCUCAUUUUCCGACAGCGCCUACGAUGAGUAUACAAAUUCAAGCUCCUUCAACUGCAUGACGCCCACUCAUUUGCUACAAGAGACCACCUCGAAUUCCCGUUGGCUUGAAGAAAAUCUGAAUGAUUUUUCCUUAACCAGUCUGUUAGGACACUUGGAUGAGAUCAAUGCAACUCGCGAUAUUUUGGACCCCUCAUCGAAUUUGUCGGUGAUCAGCGAGAGCAGCGUUGAUUAUAUGCAUAAGUUUCAAGAGAUUACUGCCUUAAUGCAGAGCCAAGAUAAGGAUUAAAAAUGUUACGCCGAAUUUCGGGUCUGCAGUUGGAAGAUUGAUAUUCAAACUAAAUCUCAGUUUAUAUGGAUCUGACCAAACUAUAGAUAUUAGUUAGUUAUAGUAACAAUACCUAUAGUCUAAGCAUCUAAGCACGUGUGCUCCUGCUUUCGCUACAUUCAGUUUUUAUUUUAUUUUUAGGCAGGACCAAGGUUGAAACAUACACAUAUGCAUGUACGUUUGAGCACUUAUUUAUAUGCAGAAACAAACAUGUUCAUUUAGGCACGAAUAUAUAAAUAAUUCUUACUUCACAGACAAAUAUUUACUAAUUAUAUUUACAAAAAAAGUAGAAAUUACUAUAUUAUUUUUGCUUUAAUCUUUAUACUCAGAAUGAUUUUA